This is a messenger RNA of Rhinichthys klamathensis goyatoka, 1628 nucleotides long. RefSeq names its product cell division cycle associated 3 (gene cdca3). The coding region runs from base 128 to 1474 and encodes 448 amino acids. The transcript is spliced from 7 exons. The record is from RefSeq and is a predicted model, not a curated record. NCBI's taxonomy places the organism in Eukaryota, Metazoa, Chordata, Actinopteri, Cypriniformes, Leuciscidae.
UUUGUUAAUCUGCUUUAUUACAUGUGCAUUGAACAGAAACAUUCAAUCUGAUCUGGUGUAAAAGAUAAAGGGAAUAUAUAGUGAACUGAGCGUGGAAAACUUUGAGCUUUAAGAAUACAGAGUAAACAUGGGAUCCAGUGAAAGCAAGAUGUCUGUGGCAUCAACACCUCGGGUAGAUCCGAGCCAGCGGCCGAAAGCAGCGCGUGUAGCGAGACUCGCAGACCCGCGUUCACCGUCCUGUGCUAUCGACCGCACACCUGUACAGGUGGGUGUGGCUUACUCUCCUCUGCCUGUGGUGGAGUCAGUUGGGCCUGGAUUUGUUGACCCCCGAUCACCCACGGCUGGCAUUACGCGAACACCAAUAAAGGUGAGCGUCACAUCUCUCGCUCGGCGGCUGAGCACCUUCUUUCUCAAUGAUGUCAAGUCCGGUGGCGAGACUAUUUCUCCUCUUCCUCCGGUCUCCUUUACCAAACACCCCAGGCUGCCCAAUGGGGCUCGGCAAAAUGAUUCCGGCCCCAGAGAGCCCCUUCUCCCUCUGGUAAAAGCUCAGAACUCCGCCUCACUCAGGGAACGCACCGAUGCCGUGUUCACCCCUGCGGUGUCCUCUCCUUCACUGGGCUACGGCUCCAUAUGCAGCAGCCCGUUUGUGUUGGUUGGAGACACGCUGAUGGAGGUAGAGGUGGAUCCUGAGGCCUCGCUGGAAGAGGCGGAGGAGGCUCUGCUGCUUGGUGCUUCACCAUUAAAGAAAGAGCUCAGUUUGAGUCUUCUUGCGUGUCAUGAAGGUGUUUACUCAUCUUCUCAGGAGGAACGUCCUCUUACUCCUCUUCCUCCUGUUGAGAAUGAAGAUCAUUCCUACACGCUCUUCUCAGUCGCCCCAGCAUCCACAGAGCCUGAGCCUGUUGCUGAAGCUGUCGUGACCCCGGAGGAAGCGGAGGUCCCAUCCCAGAUGUCUGACGAACAGGUCACACCUGCACUUCCUGAGUCACGCCAUGAGCAGCCAGAGGUGAGCAAACCUCUCUCGCCUCAACCGGCUGUUGCCUCCAGCAAAUCCAGCCCAGUGACCAGCGUCCAGGUCGAAACGGUGCAGUCUGGCAUCCGUUGUCUGAAGUUUGACACCCGCAGCCCCAGUCAAGCCAUUUUUAAGCCCCAGUGGUUGGGGGUAGGAUUCGGGACCGCUGGUGUCAGAGCAAGAGGGGUACAGGGACGUGGAAAAACGUUUGUCUCUUCACCGCUCUCCACCAAAAACACAGCCACAAACGAGAAUAACAACAUGGUUGUGCGCGCCAAACAAAGACCAAGAGAAAAAGUUCUGAUUGGUGAGGGCAGAUCGCCUCUGCAGAUCCUGAGGGAAGCUAAUUCACCCAGAGACCGCAACUCUCAGAUGAAGCUGAAAGUGUCCACCCCAGAAAAACAGAGAUUCACCCAGAUGGACAGGAGAGCUCUGACUCUAUCACUCAACAAGGAGAACGAGUGAGAAACUGGGCUCACCAGGAUGAAUCCAGCCAACACUAUGUAUAUACUACAAUUUUAAGCCUUAAACUACAUGAUCAUUCUAUUUUUCCUUUUCUUUGUUGUUUCUUUGUGUGUUUGUAAAUAAACUGUUUUUAAUGUAAAUAAAAUUUACACUU